AUGAGAAAUGCGCCCUGCUGGUCUCGCUCGGAUUCGUAUUCAGCAGCCCACACCCUGCUCUGCCGCUUCGCACAGGGUCGAGGCAAGGCUGACCGCCGCCUUCUGGUUGGCCACAGAUCCUUCAGCCCUCCCAAUUCAAUUCCAAUGGAUGGCGCCUCCCGCGCCCGCCGGGCGUUUCCACCACGUGGCGGCAGCAAGGCCCGCACGGCCGCGGCGAAGGCCGAGAUCAACGUGGCCCAGCUGGCCCUCAAACGUUCAGCUAGUUCGAUACUUGGGCCGCUUGGCUAA
Molecule: messenger RNA, 288 nt
Organism: Gaeumannomyces tritici R3-111a-1
Lineage: Eukaryota; Fungi; Ascomycota; Sordariomycetes; Magnaporthales; Magnaporthaceae
Exons: 1
Coding region: 1-288 (95 amino acids)
Source: RefSeq, a predicted model, not a curated record